Messenger RNA from Arabidopsis lyrata subsp. lyrata, 1101 nucleotides. Its product is annotated as F-box protein At1g30790-like. The record is from RefSeq and is a predicted model, not a curated record. Lineage: Eukaryota; Viridiplantae; Streptophyta; Magnoliopsida; Brassicales; Brassicaceae. The coding region runs from base 1 to 1101 and encodes 366 amino acids. Gene Ontology annotation, molecular function: protein binding. The transcript is spliced from 2 exons.
AUGAAACGCGAGGAGAGACAACUUAUUGAGGUAGAUCCCAUCCCUCUUGACCUAGAGUUGGCUAUACUCACUAGAUUGCCAGCAAAAUCUCUUUUCAAGUUCCUAUGCGUGUCAAAGAUGUGGUCUUCUAUCAUACGAAGCCAAAGCUUCGUUGAUUCUUACUACGCUUUGUCCUCCACGACGCGAUCGCGGUUUAUAGUCACUUUCGGUUGCGGUGCACAAGCCAAGUUUGAAGACAGGCGUUUGUUCGUCUUCUCGUCUUCCUACGAAUGUGAGAAAUCUUCUUCUUUGGCAACCAAUCUCGAUAUGACUAUACCUUCUAGUGGUUCGUUCAUUGUCUUUAACCCCAGCACCAACAUAUUCAACAUCCUACCAUUCACUGGUGCACGCACAUCCUGGGCAUACGAUCCUGUUGGAGAUCAAUUCAAAUCAUUGACCAUGGUGUCUUAUCCUCAUCGGCCUCCUGAUCACCUGAUGCACGAGGUUUUAACACUUGGAGGAGGAGAAUCUUCAUGGACACGCAAUAAGUUAAUCAGCCCUCCUCAUCACACUGUUACCAAAUCAAUAUGCAUCAAUGGUUUUGUUUAUUAUGGUGCUUGGACCCCAACCCGAUCUGCAAAUCCCGUGAUUGUGUGUUUUGAUGUUAGAUUUGAGACGCUAAGUUUUAUCGAAGCGCCUAGGCCUGUUGUUUGGUGGGGAGGUGAAUCAAUUCUGAUGGAAUACAAAGGGAAGUUAGCUUCCAUUACAAGACACCCUUAUGCUGAUUUCCAAUCUUUUGAUUUAUGGAUACUAGAGGAUGUCAAGACACAUGAUUGGUCCAAGCAAACAUUUCAGCUUCCUUUCUCUUUGGGGAUGGGUAAGAAUAUCACUUCCCCGGGCACCAACAAGGCUGGUGAAAUCAUUUUUGCCCCUAAACUCCUGUCUUAUAAUGAUGUUCAACCCUACUACAUUUUCUACUACAAUGUAGAAAGAAAAGACAUAAGAAGAGUUAGGCUCCUAGGAAUUGCUGACGAUGAAGAGUUUAGGCAUCGUUACGGAAUCGCAGGGGAAUGUUACGUUUGGAUCUCACCGGAACACAUCGAAAGUAUUGCUACUCUAUGA